Cladocopium goreaui is the source of this 3333-nucleotide messenger RNA. NCBI's taxonomy places the organism in Eukaryota, Dinophyceae, Suessiales, Symbiodiniaceae. The record is from the annotation of a GenBank genome assembly.
AUGGAUCCUGAUAAUCCGCAGCCUGGACAAGACGCGCACCGCUCUCGCCGGACGAGUGACGUGUUGCCAUCACUGGCAUGGCGAUUGGUCUUCGUCGCCGUAUCCCUGGGAUGGCUAGAUCCACCGUCACUAGGGCCUACCUUCACUGGAUCCAGUGGUCGAAUGGUUUCACAGAGGCAACGGCUCCGGUCACGUUCCGUUCUGUGGACCGCUGGCUCUGGUUGGCAGCGGCUGAACAAACGCGCAUCAUGGGAUUUCUUACUUGGUGCGUCUCCGUUCAGCUAUGAGGAAGUGGUGGACAACGUGCGCCAGGAGGAAUAUAUGAAAAAUCUCCUUUGGGUGGACGACUUUCCCACAGACAACGAGAUAGACAACGACAACGGUGUUCUUUCUGCAGGUCCAGAUCCAGAUGCUGAAGGCUACCCUGCACCCUUCGUGUCAUACCUGGCUCGACUGCUGCUGGCACGUGAUGAGCGGUGCGCCAAAUGGUGGCAAAGCGCCCUUUCAGUUGGUACCGAUUCCCAACGCGAACUGUUUUUCCGUUUCGAGGCUUCCGUGGCAAAGACCUUGCGUGAGCGUUGGCAAAAUCGACCUGGCGCGUUGGCAACUGCGCUCAUCAAGCGCUUUGGUGGCCGCUUUCCCUUCGAUGCGGAGCAGCAAAUCAGGUUGUGCUUUGGACUCCUUCCCGAGGACACCCUGAGAGGGUCCUUUUUCGAUCAGAAUUUCACCACUGAUCGAGAUGAAGUGAUGGAGGUGUUCCUUGCGAUCGAUCAAGAUGGCAACGGUAUGCUGACAAGGAAAGAGAUCGAGAAGGCCUUUGUGUCCUUGGGUGAUGGUUGGCUAUCAAAUCCUGAGAUGGAGCAAAUGUUGGAAGAUGCGUUGGCCGACAGUAAGGGAGAGGUCGAUGUGUUUGGCUUCAAAUCGGCGAUCGCAUCAUCUGUCACAGCAGCACGUCGAAGGCAAGCGCAGGGCAUCCCGGACACUGAGUGGUGGAAAGACCCUGCUGCCUUAGUGCCGGCGCCGCUGCUGGAAACUGCCACGCCGGAACUCCUUCGUGAAGCACAUGAAAGCUUCCUGCGACAAGCGGAACAAAAGGCCAAGCAGCCCUUGAUGAGGGAGCGGCCGCUAAGUUUGCGGGUCUAUGCGCUGUAUACCCUAGCAGGUGCACUCGCGUGUACUGUCACACAUGUGGCCCUGGUCCCAAUUGAUGUUGUGAAGACGCUUCAGCAGACUGAGCCUAGUCACUAUGGUCACAUGGGCUUGAUAGCUGGUGCCCAGCAAUUGAGACAGGAGAGCGGCAUCUCUGCGCUUUUCUUGGGCGUUACCCCUACCCUAGCAGGUUACGCCUGGUACGGAGCAUCAGUAUUUCCCGGCUAUGAAUUCUUCAAGCGGAAACUGAUGGAGAUCUUGGGGCCACGGAGAGCUGCGCGGUUGCGGAUACUGACAAUUUUGCUGGCGGGCGCUCUUGCAACCUUCGUGGCCUGCAUAGGAGUUUGCCCGGCAGAGGCUGUGCGCAUUCGCACCGUGGCAGAACGAGGUUUCCAAACUACCUUCAUGGGAUCACUGUCUCAGCUCUUUGCUGGCUUCCCGCCGCUGCUGCUGCGCCAGGUCUUCUUUGGAAUGGCCAAAUUUUUAGUCUUUGACACAGUGGCUGCCAUGAUCUAUCGGCAGUUCCCCUGGUUGCACAACAGGAAAAGGAACUCGUCAUUGGUGUCGAUGUUCUCUGGAGCUCUCGCAGGCUUCAUAUCAACUUUGGUGAGCCAACCGGCUGAUGCGAUUCUGACCAGAUUGGCUGCAGUGCCGCAGCUAGGAAUUGCCAGCGCGGCGCUGUCUCUUUGGCAGGAAGGCCGCAUCGGUGCCUUCUUUGUUGGCUUCUCUGCCCGCGCCAUCUUUGCUGCGCUCAUCAUUGGAGGGCAGUUCUUGCUUUACGAUGUGGCCAAGAGGCUCUUCCGCGUGACGCACGCAGACUUGUCGCAGCGGGCAGAUGUGCUCACCACCGCGCUCCGAACCGAAAAGCUUCCAAUGCUCAUUGCAGAGCAAGGACGUCAAGCAACCGUGGCCCCAAGGGCAGCGGCCAAAAGAUCUUCAGCAGUUGGUGAGAUGACAAUCCCUGAGUCGUGGCGCGGGCGCUUUUGGGUUGGACCGAAAUCGGAGAAGACCAACCUGCUGUGCUGUCCCCAUCCGGCUUUGGGAGGAAUGCUCGGGAGCGGGAGCGCCGGUGCAAUCUGCACUUGUGCGGUGAUUGGAGCAAAAAUUAGAUCCGGUGAUAGCACAAGUGCGGCGAUUGCAUCGUUGCAACAACUUCAUCGCAGAGCCCGACAUCGCUCAGAGCUAAUGUCAGUAUGCGCUGUGGUGCACCAUAGGCAGAGACCUGGCCAAGAUGUUCCAGAGGGGCAAUCCAACCAAGUAGAGUCUGACACAGAGGACUCAACCCAGACAUCCGCGUCCAGUCACGAGGCUUGCGAGAAGUCGCACCCAACCAAGAAAGUACCCGCGUAUCCGUUCCAUCCACAUUUUAGCCUCAAAUCGUACAGCUCAUCUAUUGAUGUGAUACAGAAGGCUUGUCGCUCAACCAAAGGUGCCCGGGCCAUCGUCAUUCUAUUGCCAGGCGUUCAUGGAGGAGUUGGGCCGUGCCGUCAACCAGGAGAGGUCUAUGACAAAAACUGCCUCUAUGCAGAGGUUUCCAAGAGGCUGCGUGAAAUUGAUGCUCCAGCGGACGUCUUCCGCUGUUCUUGGCCCUUCAUGCACCCGGAUAUGAAAGAUGCAGUUUCAGGGGUGUGUCGUGUUCUACACUAUGCACUGCUUCGUGCAUCCUGGAAGCAAAGCACCGCAAAUGUGUCCAAGCACAAACGCAAUGUGAAAGUCAUCUUGAUCGGCCACUCAUUAGGCGGUGCUGUCGCGCUGAACUCUGCCCGAUGUCUUUGUGAGACAUUUGGUCCAGACGGAAUUGGCUGUCGUAGUAUCGAAGGCCUGGAAAAUGCCACAGUGAAGAUCGCAGGCUUGUGUACCCUGAACGCGGCAGUGUCCACUGGCCGCCUGACGCAGGGGUGCUUGGACGACCUGAAGAAGGUGAGUGCAUUGAUUGUGUCUGGAGAUGCUGAUAAGGUUGUACCACCUGCGGCUUCAAGCCAUCUGCAUGAGGUGCUGAAGGAGACUUGUCCUGCUGUGCGACAUCUGAGCCUUCCCGGUGGAACCCACGAUUUGUUCCAGUACAAGGAUUGGCUGGUGAGUGAGCUCACGAACUUUAUUUGCCAACUUCUGAAGUACCGAGCCGCUCCAGCAAAGCGAACUGAGCCGCAGCCCCAGAUUCCGGCAUCGCCAACUGUUCAGUGA